CCGGGAAAAAAAACGAUCUCCCUCCAAAUAAUAUUUCUCCACAGUUCUUUAUCGUCUUCUUCCCCAAAUCUUCACCACAUAAACCCUAACCGAUCAACUUCACCACAAAUCAUCAUAUCCUUCAAUUAAUCAUGGCUUCCAUUUCCACCUUACUUGAAUUAACUCCGCUUCAAUGGAAUCAACCACUUCCACUAUACAUGCAAAGACCCCGUAAUCGCAGUGUUCUUCUCUACUCCAAACCUCAACGUAAAUCAAACGCGAUUCGUCUCCAAAUCUCCGUCAAAUCGACGAGUUCGGAUUCCGAUUUGAGAUCCGAUUCGAAUCCGUUUGAACAAAUCGUGGUUCAUGUCAAGAAAGCGUUAGAUUCUUUGAAGAAACCUGCAAUAGCUGCGGUUUUGCUUGGUUUGCUUUUGUUCUAUGAUCCUAAUACGGCUUUAGCUGCUUCUGGUGGUAGAAUUGGUGGUAACUCGUUCUCCUCUAGGUCUCGAAGCUCUUCUUCUUCUUCGCAAUCGUAUUCUGUGCCGCGAACUUCGAAUCCGAGCUUUUCGUAUUCGGCUAGGACUGCUCCGUAUUAUGGACCGUCACCGUUCGGUGGAGGUUUUAUGGGUCCGGCGGUUGGUUUUGGGUUUGGUGGGUUUUCGAGUUUUUCUUUGAUUCUGGUUGGUUUCGCUGCGUUUGUUUUGGUUUCUGGGUUCCUCUCAGAUCAGUCACAGGACGGUAGCGUUUUAACUGAUACUCAGAAAACUAGCGUCAUUAAGCUACAGGUGGGAUUAUUGGGUUUGGGGAGGACUCUACAACAAGAUUUUAAUCGUCUUGCUGAAAGUGCAGAUACAUCCACACCAGAGGGUCUGAGCUAUGUUUUAACUGAGGCAACAUUGGCUUUGCUGAGGCAUCCUGAUUAUUGCAUAUCCUGUUAUUCAUCAGUGGAUGUGAAGCCGAGUAUAGAAAAGGGAGAGAAGCGAUUUAAUCAACUCUCCAUUGAAGAACGAGGAAAAUUUGAUGAGGAGACACUUGUUAAUGUGAAUAGCAUAAAGAGACAAAGCUCGAAGAUUAAGAAAGCUAGCGGGUUCAGCAAUGAAUAUAUUGUGGUAACCAUCUUGGUGGCUGCAGAAGGUAUACAUAAACUGCCACCGAUAAACGGAACAAUAGAUCUGAAGGAAGCCUUACAGAAACUCGGAUCGAUUCCGAGAAACAAAAUGAUGGCAGUAGAAGUACUGUGGACACCGCAGAACGAGGCAGACGCUUUAACAGAGAGGGAACUACUUGAAGAUUACCCACUUUUGAGGCCUUUGUAAAUUUUUUUCUUAUAAUUGUAUAAUACCAAAUAGAACCAAUCUCUUGUUAGAUGUUACUCUGUAAAGUGUAAACACACCAUACCUUUGUUUUGUAUACAUCAAACAUUCAAACCUCUAUGACCGGUUUAUGUAAACCGGAAAUGAAGGCAGUUAAGAAUCUUA
This is a messenger RNA of Capsella rubella, 1457 nucleotides long. RefSeq lists its product as uncharacterized. The coding region runs from base 132 to 1295 and encodes 387 amino acids. The record is from RefSeq and is a predicted model, not a curated record. Gene Ontology annotation, cellular component: chloroplast. NCBI's taxonomy places the organism in Eukaryota, Viridiplantae, Streptophyta, Magnoliopsida, Brassicales, Brassicaceae. The transcript has 6 exons.